Trichoderma virens Gv29-8 is the source of this 1348-nucleotide messenger RNA. RefSeq lists its product as uncharacterized. The record is from RefSeq and is a predicted model, not a curated record. The transcript is spliced from 3 exons. Gene Ontology annotation, molecular function: nucleic acid binding. Bases 1 to 1119 code for a protein of 372 amino acids. Lineage: Eukaryota; Fungi; Ascomycota; Sordariomycetes; Hypocreales; Hypocreaceae.
AUGGGGCUGCUUGCUGAGUCAAAGUCGCGCCGGAGGAUCCAGAACGAUCCCAACAACACAAGAUGGACUCGCGACACCACCACAUUUGGCCAGAAGAUGCUGAGAUCGCAAGGUUGGGAGCCUGGCCAGCUCCUGGGAGCUAAAGAUGCGGCGCACUCCGAGUUCCAUACCGCUGCCAAUGCGUCGUAUAUCCGAGUAUCGCUCAAGGACGAUAUGAAGGGUCUGGGAUACAGCAAAUCGAAAGAGGACGAAGUGACCGGUCUCGACAUUUUCUCAGACCUGUUGAGUCGCCUCAACGGAAAAUCUGAGGCAGAGGUAGAAGAGAAGAGACAAGCCAGAUUGGAAGUGAGGAUGCACCAGUACGUGGAGCAGAAAUGGGGACCUAUGAGGUUCGUGCGAGGAGGCUUGUUGGUCGGCGAUAACAUGGAGGAGGAGAACGACAGCUCAGAAGAAUCAGAAAGCUCUACGGCAGCGGAUGAUAAGAUACCCACGGCUACCAAGGAGUCGAAGAAGGAGAAAUCCAACAAGAGAAAGGCCGAGGCCCUAAAAGACGACGAUGAGAUGUCUGAUGAUGAGGACGAUGAGAAAAAGAAGAAGAAACAGCGAAAGGAAGAGCGAAGGGCUAAAAAGUUUGCUAAGUCUGAUUCAACCCAGUCCAGCGAUUCAGAAAAGGCCAAGAAGAAGAAGGAGAAGAAAGAGAAGAAGGAAAAGAAGAAGUCAAAGAAGGACAAAGCUUUGGCUGAAGAGGAGGCCGACGAAGAUGCCAUGGAAUUGGAUGGUGCACUGAAUAACUCAUCAUCAGCUUCAAACAGCGGCCCCGAGAAGGAAAAGAGCUCUAAGAAGGAGAAGAAGGGCAAGAGAGAGAAGAAAGAGAAGAAGGAUAAGAAGGACAAGGACAAGAAGAAGCGAAAGAAGAACGACACAUCCGAUACGGAGAUGCCUGACGCAUCAUCUACCUUAGCAUCGCGUUCAGGAACAGCCACUCCAAUCACGACGGGCACGUCAACACCAACGACUAAAGGCAACUUUGUCACUCCUAGGUCCCGGUUUAUCGCUCAAAAGAGGGCUGCAUUCAUGGAUGCCCAAGCAUUGAAUCAGAUUUUCAUGGUGAAAGCGUAAUCCACAAAAGUUCAAGCGCGGCGUUGAUUUAAUGAUUGGUUUGGCUACUUAUUCUCGUCUGCUCAAUGAGGCUCUAAUCGGAAUUCUUAGAAAGGAUUUAGACUAUAGAAGCUUCUGAUAAUUUUGCGGAAAGAGCGUUGUUGGCGUUGUACAAGAAGACAAUGGGCCAUUGAUUUGAGAAUUUGUAGUAGCUGUUGAUCUUAUUUACUGAAAUUAAAACAAGCAUAAG